Molecule: messenger RNA, 879 nt
Organism: Colletotrichum orchidophilum
Lineage: Eukaryota; Fungi; Ascomycota; Sordariomycetes; Glomerellales; Glomerellaceae
Exons: 1
Coding region: 1-879 (292 amino acids)
Source: RefSeq, a predicted model, not a curated record
AUGUCUCCCACAAAAGAGGACCGUUUCGAUGUCGUCUACUCGCCAAUAGACAUCACCGAACGUACGGUGAUCCCCCGGUCCAAAGAGCUGUCCGAAAACUUCUGGAGCAAAUUUCAGUCCGCUGCCUUCGACUGCCCUGAAGCCCUGCUCCUAGUCUGGCCAAUCUUCGGACCCCUUAACGAGAUUACCGUCCUCGAUAGCACAGCUGUAGGCGAGGCGUUCAAAAACCGGCAACCUUUCGUCACCGAGAAUCCGGACGGUUCUAAGACAUUCCACCCUAUAGCCUCGCUACCAGCCACCUACCCCCUUCUUUCCCACAUCACGUUAUCCGUCGGUAUUUUUGACGACUUCCGUGAUGUUACCGGAAGGAUGACGGAGCUGCAUGAAUUCGAUUGGGCUGAGGUCGAAGAGGCUAAGCGCGCGGGCGUUACUAAGUUCUACUGCCACGACGAGAAGUGCAAGCCUCAGCCCUACCUAUACAUGACUCAGGAACCGGACCUAUCUAUUGAGGCUCAGGAGAAGCCCUAUGUCACCAUCGGCGAGGCCGUGUGUGCCAUUCACGAGUGGCUUCUAACCUUGCAAGAGGAGAUCCUCAUCGCCGAGACAGCGCUCUGGGAUGGCGAUAAUUGGGGCUGCCAAGCGCCAAUGCUGCCGAGGGAUACGAAAUUCUGGGUGUCUGGUCUCUGGGGAACAGAUGUCAUUCGUCAGGGCGGCGUUGGGUCUGGGGAACAGAUGCCGUGGGACCCUGAGAUGGGGGAGGGGUACCCGGCCACGGAGGAGGAGUGGGAGGAGCGUUUGGAGAUGGCGAGGAAGAGGCGAGAGGCUUUACGCGCCAGAGGCGACGGUGGCCAUGAGCCUGGGAUGAUAAAUGUCGAUUAG